AUGAUAGAGGGCGACUUUGUCAUUCUCCGCCCCCGGAGAGAUGAUGGCAACGAUGGUCUCAUGUUCAGACUCGACCCUGAAAAGACCCAAUCGACUCAUCAUGGUGCCUUCACCCACUCAUCCAUCAUUGGCAAAGAGCCACGCCAGACAGUCCUGUCAUCUAGACAAGUAGGCUACCGAGUGCACGCGCCUACGUUGGCAGAAUAUGUUCGCUUGUCGCGACGUCUCGUUACGCCUCUGUACCCUCACGACGCGAACUUGAUAGUGUCCCUCCUUGACAUCCAUGUCGAUCCUGCCGACCCUGGACCACCACUCGAAAUCCUAGAAGCGGGCACAGGCCAUGGAGCCUUGACGCUGCACCUGUCACGAGCAAUACACGCUGCCAACCCGCCUCUUCCUCGAGAAACACCGGAUUCCGCAUCUCUGGAGGACGGGUCUGACGAAGCCGCAUGCCUAGCAGAAACGAGUGUGGACUCUGCCGAAAGUGACACACUUGACGAAUCUUGGAGAGCAAAACGACGAGCAGUUGUGCACACCAUAGACAACGUACAGAAACAUAGCCAGCACGCACAAAAAGUCGUAUCGGGAUUCAGGAACGGCAUGUAUUAUCGCAACAUCGAUUUCCAUGUAGGAGACGUCUCGGAGUGGAUUGCUCAGCAGAAGGAAUCAAGAAAGACGGACCAGACGUUUCUAUCUCACGUCAUCCUCGACCUACCAGCAGCAAACAGUCAUCUUGCCAAUAUAAUUCCGGCGUUGCAUGUCAACGGGAUUCUCGCCGUCUUCAAUCCGAGUAUCACUCAGAUUGUCGACUGCGUGAAAACUGUUCGCGAACACAAAAUGCCCUACCUCCUCGAGCAGGUCAUUGAGCUCGGCGCAGGUACAAUCCGCGAAUGGGACGUACAAGUGAAACAAAAGCGGGAGUCACAGGCGGCUAAGCCCCAAAAAGAACGCCGUGUCGCCGUGUCUUCUCCAAGGCCUCUGAACGACUCUAUCGAGGAAUCGCUUGACACCAUUGCAUCGACGAAGGAUGAUGAAUCUGUUGAUCCGGAGCUUUCUCGCGCACAAGAAACUGGCAACCCUUUGGAGUCUUCGAGCAAUGAAUCUACGGUUACAGGAAAGGAACAAAACGGGCAAGAUGAUGGGCCAGCAGAGGCUAUAGAAUGGGUGCAAGUAUGCCGUCCCAAAGCCGGCCAGAGGGUGAUUGGAGGCGGGUUCCUAGCCCUCUGGAGAAAGAUGGAGCGAGCUGGGUUUGAGUUUCCGAAAGAAUAG
This is a messenger RNA of Plenodomus lingam JN3, 1269 nucleotides long. RefSeq lists its product as uncharacterized. Lineage: Eukaryota; Fungi; Ascomycota; Dothideomycetes; Pleosporales; Leptosphaeriaceae. Gene Ontology annotation, molecular function: tRNA (adenine(58)-N1)-methyltransferase activity. Gene Ontology annotation, cellular component: mitochondrion; tRNA (m1A) methyltransferase complex. Gene Ontology annotation, biological process: mitochondrial tRNA methylation. The record is from RefSeq and is a predicted model, not a curated record.